Messenger RNA from Phragmites australis (common reed), 1294 nucleotides. RefSeq names its product leucoanthocyanidin dioxygenase-like. Bases 41 to 1204 code for a protein of 387 amino acids. The transcript has a single exon. Lineage: Eukaryota; Viridiplantae; Streptophyta; Magnoliopsida; Poales; Poaceae. The record is from RefSeq and is a predicted model, not a curated record.
AUCCCCACACAGAAAUCGAUCUUUCCAUCCAUCAAAUUCAAUGGCGCCGUCGACCAUGCUGCAGCAACCGGCGCCCGCCCGCGUCGAGGCGCUCAGCCUCAGCGGCCUCUCCGCCAUCCCGCCCGAGUACGUCCGCCCUGCCGACGAGCGUGCCGACCUCGGCGACGCCUUCGACCUGGCGCGCACCCAUGCUGACGACCAUCCGCGGAUCCCCGUCGUCGACAUCUCCCCCUUCAUCACCAAUAAGCAGCAGCAGCAGGAGUGCGUGGAGGCGGUGCGCGCCGCGGCUGCGGAGUGGGGCGUCAUGCACAUCACCGGCCACGGCAUCCCCGCCGAGCUGAUCGACGGCCUGCGCGCCGCCGGCACCGCCUUCUUCGCCCUCCCCAUCCAAGCCAAGGAGGCCUACGCCAACGACCCCGCCGCCGGCCGCCUGCAGGGAUACGGCAGCCGCCUCGCCACCAACGCCAGCGGCCAGCGCGAGUGGGAGGACUACCUCUUCCACCUGCUCCACCCCGACAGCCUCGCCAACCACGCCCUCUGGCCCGCGCACCCGCCAGAAUACGUCGCCGCCACCCGCGAGUUCGGUCACCGCGUCCGGGAGGUGGCAUCAAGGCUGCUCGCCAUCCUCUCGCUGGGGCUCGGCCUGCAGAAUGAGGACAGGCUAGAAAAGGAGCUCACCCAGACCCAGACCCAGACCCAGACCCAGGCAGGAGAAGAGUCAGGAGGAGCCAAAGCAGAGGACCUCCUCCUGCAGUUGAAGAUCAACUACUACCCGAGGUGCCCGCAGCCGGAGCUGGCCGUGGGCGUGGAAGCCCACACGGACGUGAGCGCGCUGUCCUUCAUCCUCCACAACGGCGUGCCGGGCCUGCAGGUUUGGCACGGCGGGCGGUGGGUGACGGCGCGCUCGGAGCCGGGCACCAUGAUCGUGCACGUGGGAGACGCACUGGAGAUCCUCAGCAACGGGCGCUACACCAGCGUGCUGCACCGCGGCCUCGUCAACCGCGAGGCGGUGCGCGUCUCCUGGGUCGUCUUCUGCGAGCCACCACCCGAAGCGGUGCUGCUGCGGCCGCUGCCGGAGCUGGUCACCGACGCCCAGUCCGCAAGGUUCACGCCUCGCACAUUCAAGCAGCAUCUCGACCGCAAGCUCUUCAGGAAGCAGCAGAAGCUAGAUGGGCUGGAGGAGCACGACCACGCGAUCGAUUGAUCAGCGACAACCAACUGAAUCUGCGCGUAUGAAUCGAAUUAAACACGAUCGUCCCUAAUUAGAUGUAUCCAUCUAAAUAAAAAUGUACUA